AAGAGUCAACCAGUAACAGAUUCUGGAGGGGCUGUGGGGAAAAAGGAGCCCUGCUCCACUGCCGGUGGGAGCGCAGACCGGGGCAACCUCUGAGGAAAUCAGGGUGGAGAUUCCUCAGAAAAAUAAAACUAGAGGUUUAAUCUGACCAGCUGUGCCUCUUCGUGGUAUCUUCCCAAAGAAGUAAAAGCGUCACACCACAGUGAUAUACGCGCACCCAUGUUUAUAGCGGCACAGUGUGUAACAGCUACGUCUUGGAAACAGCGCAAAGGCCCAUCAGGUGACGCGUGCAUCAAGAAGACGUGGUUCUUUCAUACAACGGAGCACCACUGUGCCUUGAAGGAGGGCGAGCUUCAGACAUUUAUAGCUAAAUGGAUGGACCUCGAGAAGCAAACCGGACACGCGUGUAGCCGACUGAUGGACUGCAUGUGUUUUCCGGGUGAGCUGGGGCUGCCAUGUCUGGGCCCUGCACCCUGCACUGAACACCACACACAGAUGAAGCCCAUGGCCGACUGCACCAGGACCCCAACCUCAACCCCACCCAGCAGCCCCGCAGUGGAAACCCCCACGGGGUGUGGGAAAGUCCGCAAGUCUACAGGGCCUGCGGCGGCCCCUGGUGAGAGGCUGGGCGAUGCCUGCACACAACGGUCAGGCCCAGGCAGUGGCUCAGGCUCCUCAGGGUGGCCCCAUCCAGACCAGGGAGAGGACCAGGGUGCCCGUGCAUGGCAUCAGCCGCCCUACUUGUGGCCUCCUAAGUACCUGGACCGGGGUCCUCGCCCAGUGUGUGCCUGCACCAGCACCCUAGGUGCCCAGGAGCAGCUCAGAGCCCAGGGGCUGGCUUUCCCCUCCCCCAGGAGCAGUGCCGGUCGGAGCUCCUUGUGCAGGACGUUCUUUGCCAGGCCCCCGGUGGUUCCACUCAGCCUCCGGAGCUCCAGCCCUGAUUGGCUCCUGGGCCAGCGGCCUUUGCUCUUUCCUGGGCCGGCCAGUAUAACAGCAGGGGACGCGGCCCUGCGCCACCUGCUGAAGCUGCACCGCACUGAGAUCGCGGUGGCGGUGGACAGCGCAUUCCCGCUGCUGCACUCGCUGGCUGACCACGACGUCAUCCCUGAGGACAAGUUCCAGGAGACGAUGCGGCUGAAGGAGAAGGAGGGCUGUCCCCAGGCCUUCCACACCCUGCUGUCCUGGCUGCUGACCCAGGACUCUGCGGCCAUCGUGGACUUCUGGAGGGUCCUCUUCAAGGACUACAACCUGGAGCACUACAGCGGGCUGCGGCCCAUCCUGGAUGGCUUCCCCAAAGAAGUGGACCUCAGCCAGUCCCGGAAGGGGAAGAAGCCCCUCAGUGGCCCCAAGGCUUCUGCACUGCCUCCCAGACACCCCACCAAGAGGAAGGCCCUGGAGGAGCCCCGGGCUGCCCCGCCCACAGCCCUGACACCGAGGGGCACCCAGAGCCCAGGUGCCCAGCAGAAGGUCAAGCCCCCCAAGAAGCCAGAGGGCAACUUGGAGCCACAGCGCCUCCCCCUGGGGAACGGGAUGCAGACCAUGUCAGCUUCUGUCCAGAGGGCGGUGGCUGUGUCCUCAGGGGAUGUGCCUGGAGCCCGUGGAGCUGUGGAGGGCAUCCUCAUCCAGAAGGUGUUUGAGUCAGGGGGCUCCAAGAAGUGCAUCCAGGUGGGGGGCGAGUUUUAUUCCCCCAGCAAGUUUGAAGACCCUGGCGGCAAGAACAAGACCCGCAGCAGUGGCGGGGGCCUGAAGGCCCUGGUCCGGGCCAAGGGAGCCCAGGGCUCUGUCCCUGGUGGAGGAGAGCCCCGGGUCGGCCAGCAGGCUAAGGCCCCCAUCAAUCCGGCGCUGACCAGUGAGCCCCAGCUGCACCAGAAGAACGAGGAUGAGUGUACGGUGUGCCGGGACGGUGGGGAGCUGAUCUGCUGCGACGGCUGUCCCCGGGCCUUCCACCUGGCGUGCCUGUCCCCACCCCUGCGGGAGGUCCCCAGUGGCACCUGGAGGUGUUCGCGCUGCCUGCAGGGGAGAGGCCAGCAAGGCCUGGCCAGGGCCCAGGACCUGCGACCCCCAGAACCUCCCACAGAGCCCCUGGUCCCCCAGGGGCCUCGGGCCUCCAGCGAGGAUGUGCGGGCACUGCCCAGGGAGCCUCCGUCAGAUCCUGCUCUCUCCUUCUUGCACCUGCUGGCCCCGCCUCCCGCAGGCCCCCUGCCCGUGCUGGACCCCAUGGCCCUGCGCCCCCUGCUGAGCUCCAUCCCUGAGGGGCAGCAGGUGAGGGCAGGGCGCUGUCUCAGGAGCUCAGGCCCCCAGCAUCGGGAAGGCCACCAGCUCUACCUGGGAGGGUCCUGCUUCCAGGUGGCCAGCGGGCGGCGGGCUGGGUCGACCCUUGCCAUCCCUGGGUUCCAGGUGGAAGACAGCCAUGCCGGCCAGGAGCCUGCCCCGCACCGGGAUGACCUGGAAUCCCUCCUGAGCGAGCACUCCUUUGACGGCAUCCUGCAGUGGGCCAUCCAGAGCAUGGCCCGCCCGCUGGCUGAGGUACCCUCCUUCUCCUGAGCCACGGAGGAGCCUGCCCCAGUGACCCACGGCACCCUCGCCGUGGCUCCAGCCACUCCCUGCAGAUGCUCGUGGGGUGGGGACCGAGGACACCGUGUACCCUGAAA
Messenger RNA from Fukomys damarensis (Damara mole-rat), 2648 nucleotides. It is a transcript of the gene Aire, whose product is annotated as autoimmune regulator. Gene Ontology annotation, molecular function: DNA binding; translation regulator activity; DNA-binding transcription factor activity, RNA polymerase II-specific. The record is from RefSeq and is a predicted model, not a curated record. The transcript is spliced from 17 exons. The coding region runs from base 217 to 2541 and encodes 774 amino acids. Gene Ontology annotation, cellular component: cytoplasm; nucleus. Gene Ontology annotation, biological process: humoral immune response; regulation of transcription by RNA polymerase II. NCBI's taxonomy places the organism in Eukaryota, Metazoa, Chordata, Mammalia, Rodentia, Bathyergidae.